Perca fluviatilis (European perch) is the source of this 1470-nucleotide messenger RNA. RefSeq names its product charged multivesicular body protein 4C (gene chmp4c). Gene Ontology annotation, cellular component: cytoplasmic side of plasma membrane; multivesicular body; ESCRT III complex. NCBI's taxonomy places the organism in Eukaryota, Metazoa, Chordata, Actinopteri, Perciformes, Percidae. Gene Ontology annotation, biological process: late endosome to vacuole transport via multivesicular body sorting pathway; vesicle budding from membrane. The coding region runs from base 281 to 979 and encodes 232 amino acids. The transcript is spliced from 5 exons. The record is from RefSeq and is a predicted model, not a curated record.
GUUUAUUACUUCAACCAAGCUGAGAGCUCAGUGUGAAAAAAGCGGAGAGUGGGUGUCAGGUGUCAAUAGGCUACGUCACGCAGGUAUAAUGGUGAAAGGUGUGGUGACGGGUGCGUUCACUGGCUGGUUUGAAAAAGCACAAAGCAGUCGUCGAGCUGGAAAAUCUGCUCGUUGAACACACCCGUCUGUAGAAACUUUGUGAAGCAGGAGAGAGAGGCUGGGAGAGCUCGCGUACACUGUAGUUAGCCUACUUACGCAGUUUAGACCAAAAGCUGCUAAAAUGAGCAAAAUCGCGAAAUUAUUCAAGGGGAGCUCCAGCUCGAGUUCAUCGAGCUCCUCAAAGUCCAAACACCACCGGUCGCGGGGAGGACCUUCACCCCAAGAGGCCAUUCACAAACUUCGGGAAACAGAAGAAAUGCUGACGAAGAAACAAGACUACCUGGAGAAAAGAAUAGAGCAGGAGAUUAUGAUAGCCAAAAAGAAUGGCACAAAAAACAAGCGAGCUGCUCUGCAGGCCUUGAAGAGGAAGAAGCGCUUGGAGCAGCAGCUCACGCAGAUCGAUGGCACACUCUCCACCAUCGAGUUUCAGAGGGAAGCUUUGGAGAACUCGAACACCAACACAGAGGUCCUGAAGAACAUGGGCUUUGCUGCCAAGGCCAUGAAGCAGGUCCACGAGAACAUGGACAUUAACAAGAUAGAUGAUCUGAUGCAGGAUAUCACAGAGCAACAGGACGUGGCCCGAGAGAUCAGCGAAGCAAUCUCCGGACCUUUUGGCGAGACAUUCGACGAGGAUGAGCUGAUGGCAGAACUGGCAGAGCUGGAACAGGAGGAGCUUGAGGACAGCAUGAAGAGCAUGGGCGGACUACCAAGUGUGCCCAGCUCCAAACUGCCUUCCGCACGGCCCAGUCACCGCGCAACAACCAAGAAAAGGGUUGAAGAUGAUGACGACAUGCGCAUGCUGGCAUCGUGGGCAACUUAAGUACAUUAAGGAAGCCUUAAUGUACAUAGCCAGAUCUCUUAUCUAUCUAUCUAUCUAUCUAUCUAUCUAUCUAUCUAUAUAUAUAUAUAUAUAUAUAUAUAUAUAUAUAUAUAUAUAUAUAUAUAUAUAUAUAUAUAUAUAUAUAUUUAUUAUUUUUGAAGGUUAAUAGGGAAAACAAGCAUUAUAUUAUUUUUUAAAUACGUUUUUUUGCUUAUUGGCUUGUAAUGGCACUUUGCAGGUUAUAUUUAUCAAGAAAUUUUAAGUGAAGGAAUCAACACACUGUAUUUUAGAUUUAUGUUCAGCAUUCUUACCAUUCUGUGUAUAGAAUUAACUACUUUCAUAGGCCUAAUGAUGACAUUAUAAGGAUAUGACUGCAAUGUUUUAACACCACUGCUUAACUGUAUUGGCUGUAAAUAAAGUCUGAUUUUGCAUUAAUGUUGUAAAUACAUUGCUUACUUGCAUCAACAAUAAAACAGUCCCCUAGUGUCUAA